This is a messenger RNA of Durusdinium trenchii, 2772 nucleotides long. The record is from the annotation of a GenBank genome assembly. Lineage: Eukaryota; Dinophyceae; Suessiales; Symbiodiniaceae.
AUGCGCCAUCUUCACUCCUUUGCUAUAAUUGUGGAUUUUCUGCACAUGCUCGUUUGGAUGUUGAUGAUGGUGUUGGUCUUAUGGUUUGCUGCGGUGAGGAAGCAAAACGCUGGCGUUGGUAAUGGGGAUGGCGAUGAAAGCACACACCGGCAUGAGCUGGACGUGAAAAGUUGGGCCAUGCUCUUCGCGCACGUCGCCGGCUUCGCGGCCAUCAACUGCUUCGGGGAUCUCCAGCAGUUGUUCUUCUCGGGGAGCCCCAACCAGUCCGAGCUGGUGGUGCCCAUCUCUGCGACGUGUUUGAUCGUAUUGGCGUGGCUGGCAGAGCGUGCUGGCCAAUAUCUCUACAAGGCAGAUUUGAAGGAACACGACGCGUGGUACUUCGAGUUGUGGGAGGAGCAAACGCACGAUGCAGAAAAUGAUAUUGCCGCGCUUUGCUUAUCCUUCUUAACAUGCCAAUCCCUGCGCUACCACACUGGAGGACAUUUGCCCGAUCCGGAGGGCAAUGAACCUCCGGCGACCAGGGCGGAGGUCUUGUUGUUCUGCAGCUUGAUCUUCGCUGUGGCGGCCUCUCUCUCAGUACAGCUGAGCCAUCUGGAGCUGAAAACCUUGCGUCGGCGGCCGCAGCUGAAGCGGGUCUUGGCUAUCUUCAAGCUGAUUUGCUGCAUGUGUUGUGCCUGGUGUGGUUACUUCGGGGGCAAACGUCUCUUCUUCGCCUCCUCCGUUGGAAAUCAUGUGGUCGAGAUGAUUGCGCGUAUUGUCCUUGCCGUCAUCUUCUCCGUGGUGGCCUUUGGAAUGGUCUUGAUGAUGAACAUGGUCGUGGACCAACAAAAGAUGUCCGAAGCGAAGUCGGCUGCGGCGCUGCGGCCCAAAAUGUAUCGAAAGAAGAGCGAAUCCAGGUCAUCCUCCAGGUCACUCAGCUUUGCGGACAACGUGCAGCUCACCUGCCAGAAGUUGGAGCACAGCUUAGUCCUCCAGGGCUCAAAGACCCUGAUCAAGGCCAUGGCCAUUCUGGUCGGCUUCAGCUGGGAACAGGCCUUUGAUUGCUGCGUGGGCAAGACUUGCGAACGGCUGAAGAUCUUGCCGCCGCACAUUGCUGAGGUGGUGCUGGCAGCGCUUUUGGUGGUGGGCCGACGUGAGAUCGAAGCCGCCGAGGCCCAGGGUACUGGCUGCAUCAGUGCUUUGAUCUCGGUGGCCAGCACCGCACUUCGGACUCUCACCCAUAUGCACUGCCUGGCGGUCCUGCAGAGGCUGUCGCUGCGGGGGCGGCUGCAGUCGAAGAUGAUCCGCAUGGGCGCACUGGAUGUGGUCCUGAAAUUGCUGGAGUCCGUCCGUAAGCCUGAGGGAGAUGCACAUACCUGGUGCCGCUUAGGGCCGGGCGAGGGGCCCGAAACGCCGGACUUCUCGAUUGAGUUCACCUCGGCGCUCCUGAUGAACCUCACCUUGCGCUCGGCGGGGCGGAAGCGGUGUGCCGAGUUGGGCGCUUACGCCAUCUUGGUGGGGCUCAUCGAACAUCCCAAUGCACAGGUCCGGACGCACAUCAAUGGGACGCUCUACACGCUGCUGGGUGUCAAGGCCAUUCGAUCCGAAGCCCAGAAGCGAGGCGCCGAGGCGGUGUUCCGAUCCGCGUUGGAGAGGGUGUCGCCCGAGAACGACCUCCUGCAGAGGCAAUUGGAGUUCUUGCUUCACCAGUUGAGCCGCAGCACCAGUGAGGGCGACAGCGACAACGAGGAGUCGGACCCAGAGCCGGAUCCACCAGAGGCAGAGAGUGCAGGCGAUGCGGAUGAUGGGGAUAACUUCUUGGACGAAGAGGAACUCGCAGCCCAUUUCCAUUUGGCCUCCAUCAGCGCCGUGGGCCCAGGCGAUGGCUAUUCACAGGCGGACUUGGACGCCAACACCAAGGCCGCCAUGGCGGAAGCCGCCGCGGCGGAGGAGGCACUGCGGUAUUUCCGGGCGACCGCCGGCCCGGUGGCCGACUCGCAACAGCGCCGGUUCCAUGCCUUCAUUGCCCGCAGCUGUCGGAAUCUCAUGUCGCCCAAGCGUCAGGGGAUCCACUCCUCUGAUCGUCGGCAGAGCUUGAGCUCUCCGCUCUCGCCGCCGCGAUCGGGCAGCUCGCCCGGAGGCCUUAAAGCCGGUCAAGAACUGCCGGUGACGGUGAUCCCCCAAUUCGACGAGGAGGUGAUCUUGGACGCCUCCAGUGACAAGUCGAUCGAUCUGGGGUCCUUGUCACCCAGCAGUGGAUCGGAGCAACCUCACGCCAAGGGCUCAAAGGCAGCCGGCAAAGGAGGCCAUAGCACAAAGGCAGCAGAUCGCGCAGAAAAGGUUGCACCCACGAAUCGACCCGCCCUCGACCGGAAUGUGUCCCCGUCGCAACGCACGCGGCCGGAGUCGCGGCAGCACGUGCCCAAGAGUGAGGUUGGUGAGGUUCCACGUGGAGGACGAGGGAACCGCUCUGUGUCCAACCCACCUGCAGGCAAGGGCCGUGGUCGCGGCGCCGCGGGCGCCGCGCGCGAGAAGGGCGUGACGAAGUCCGCCUCGCUGCCGCCGCUGCCGGAAAACCAGGCAUCUGGCCGUGCCGAGCCCAACCCCUCGACCAGGGCUCGCUCGGAAGCGCCCAAGCGCAGUCAGCAGGCGAAGGCCGCGGCCGCGGCGAUGGAGGUGGCCGCCGCUGUGGGACAGGAGAAAGGCUUCCGUCGCCCGCGGAACGCCUCCAAGAACCCUGGCCACGAGAGGGAUGGAGCUACACCCUUGCCACAGCUGCCCAAACGCCGAUGA